CAACGUUGUAACAAGUGUGAAAUCUAACUAAAACUAACUUAACUCUGGUCAUCUUUAAAAAAAAUACUAGCUUCACAAAAUAUUUGAAUGGGAAUCAACGCAGAGUCCUGAGAAGAAUAGCUUUGUGUGUGUGUGUGUGUGUGUGUGUGUGUGUGUGUGUGUGCGUGUGUGCGCGCGCGCGCGUGUGUUUCCUGCUCUGCUCGGUGUCCUCUCACCGUCCAUCUCGUCAGUGUUGAUCGGCUCGCUAUGGCGGAAGGACGCAGAGAACAGUCGCCUCAUCGCCUCUUCUCCACACCACCGGCCAGCAAGCGACCCUGCCUGCGCCCUGCUCCCCGGGGUCCCGGUCCGGGGUCGGGCCACAGCAGCGGCUUGCCCAGCUCCCGGUACCGUUCCCCGGAGUCUUUACUGGACUGCGCCGCGAAGGCAGUAGCGGAGAAGUGGGCCUUCGAAAGAGUGGAGGAGCGCUUUGAGCGGAUCCCGGAGCCCGUGCAGCGCCGCAUCGUUUACUGGUCUUUCCCCCGCAACGAAAAGGAGAUAUGCAUGUACUCAUCGUUUCAGUGCCGAGUUGCUGGCGAGGAGGGUCCGUCGGCGACUAUCGGCGGUUCUGGCUCCGGAGCUACGACCGCUGCCGCAGCCGCCGCUGCUGGUGGAGGAUCUACCGCCGCUACGACUCCGGCUACCGCGGCAGCAGCCGGAGUGGUGGGCACCGGAGAUGGACUGCCAUUUCGCCGCGGAAUCCGGCUGCUUGAGACUGGCUGUGUGGAAAACGUUUUACAAGUCGGGUUUCACCUCAGCGGCACGGUCACUGAACCCACCACGUCGUCAGAGCCAGCGGUCACACACAAGGUGGCCAUCAGCUUCGACCGCUGCAAGAUCACUUCGGUCACCUGUGGAUGUGGGAACAGGGAUAUUUUCUACUGUGCACACGUGGUGGCACUGUCUCUGUACCGGAUUCGCAAGCCUGAACAGGUGAAGCUGCGGCUGCCCAUCUCAGAGACAUUGUUCCAGAUGAACAGAGAUCAGCUGCAGAAGCUGGUCCAGUAUCUGAUCACAGCUCACCACACCGAGGUGCUGCCCACUGCUCAGAAACUGGCCGACGAGAUCCUGUCCUCCAACUCCGAGAUCAACCAGGUCCAUGGUGCACCAGACCCAACUGCAGGCGCCAGCAUUGAUGAUGACAACUGUUGGCAUCUGAACGAAGAUCAAGUCAGGGAGCAGGUCAAAGAGUUUCUAUCACAGGGAGGAUACUAUGGCUCUGGGAAACAGCUCAACUCCAUGUUUGCCAAGGUGCGGGAGAUGCUUCGAAUGAGAGACUCCAACGGCGCCCGGAUGCUGACGCUCAUCACGGAACAGUUUAUGGCGGACCCUCGGCUGUCGCUAUGGAGACAACAGGGCACAGGCAUGACUGACAAGUGUCGGCAGCUCUGGGAUGAACUGGGUGCAUUGUGGGUGUGCGUGGUUCUAAACCCCCACUGCAAAAGCGAAGAGAAGACCUGCUGGUUGAAGCAGCUGAAGAAAUGGGGAGACAUGGACAUUUGCCCGCUGGAGGACGGCAACUAUGGCAGCGAGCUGCCCAACAUCACUAACGCUCUGCCGCAGAGCAACCUUGCCCAGGACUCUCUGGCCAGACCUAGAAGGACAGUGUUCAGCAGAGCUGUCGAGGCCUGUGACCUGCACUGGCAGGACAGUCACCUGCAGAGGAUCAUCAGCAGCGACUUCUACAUGUCUCCGUCCUACCAGAGAGAAGGAGAGAGUCUGCUCUUCAAUCCACAGGGUCUGCCUCUCUGGCUCGACCACGUCCCAACAGCGUGUGCUCGAGUCGACGCCUUGCGCUCCCACGGUUACUCCAGGGAAGCCCUGCGUUUGGCCGUGGCCAUCAUCAACACACUCCGCCUCCAACAGCAGAGACAGAUGGACAUCUACAAACACCAAAAGAAAGAGCUUCUACAGAGGGGCGUGACCUCCACCACCAACCUGGAAGGCUGGGUCGGUCACCCGUUAGACCCGAUCGGGUGUCUGUUUGUCACGCUCACUGAAACCUGCCGCGUGGAUGACGACAACAGCAUGGACACUGGAGAAGGAGAACCCAGACCACCAGUCUACCACCACGUACCCGUGUGGGGAAGUCCUGACAGUGGGGAGUCGUACCUGACUCUGGCCAUAGAGGUGGCUCUGAUGGGGAUGGGCCAGCAGAGGAUAAUGCCCGAGGGCCUGUACACUCAGGAUAAGGUGUGUCGCAACGAGGAGCAGAUUGUCGCUAAACUUCAAGAACUAGAGCUGGAUGAUCUCCUGGUGCAGACUCUUCGGAAGCAGGCCAUACAGCUUCUAGAUGCUGGUCCGUUUAGUGGCUUAGGUGAAGUCAUCCACAGAGAGAGUGUUCCCAUGCACACCUUUGCCAAGUACCUCUUCUCCGCACUGCUGCCACAUGACGCAGACCUGGCGUAUAAAGUGGCUCUCCGUGCAAUGAGGCUGCCUGUUUUGGAAUCAUCGGGAGGCUCCGGUGACGUGGGCCACCCUCACCAUGGCAUCUCCAUAGUUCCCAGUAGAUACCCACGCUGGUUCACACUGGGACACCUGGAGUCACAGCAGUGUGAGCUAGCCUCUACCAUGCUAACUGCUGCUAAAGGUGAUAUGUUGAGGUUGCGGACGGUGCUGGAGGCCAUCCAGAAAAAUAUCCACUCUUCUUCCUUAAUUUUCAAACUGGCCCAGGAUGCCUUUAAGAUAGCCACACCGGCAGACAACUCACCUGACAUAACCCUACUCAACGUAGCACUGGAGCUCGGCCUGCAGGUAAUGAGGAUGACUCUGUCCACACUGAACUGGAGGCGGAGAGAGAUGGUUCGCUGGCUGGUCACCUGUGCCACUGAAGUUGGUCUUCGGGCUUUGGUUAGCAUCUUACAGAGCUGGUACACUCUCUUCACACCGACCGAGGCCACCAGCAUUGUGGCCGCCACCGUCAUGUCCCACAACACCAUCCUGCGCCUCAGCCCCGACUACCCUCAACACGAGGAGCUGGCCAGCUGUGCGAGGACCCUUGCCCUCCAGUGUGCCAUGAAGGACCCACAGAACUGUGCCCUGUCUGCUCUGACACUCUGCGAGAAGGACCACAUCGCCUUCGAGACAGCCUACCAGAUCGUGAUCGACGCAGCAUCUACGGGAAUGACAUAUUCUCAGCUCUUCACCAUUGCGAGGUACAUGGAGCACAGAGGAUACCCACUGCGGUCUUUCAAACUGGCCUCCCUCGCCAUGACCCAUCUUAACCUGGCUUACAACCAGGACACUCACCCAGCUAUUAACGAUGUGCUCUGGGCCUGUGCGCUCAGCCACUCUUUGGGUAAAAAUGAGCUUGCAGCCAUUAUUCCCCUAGUGGUAAAGAGUGUGCACUGCGCCACGGUGCUGUCUGACAUACUUAAGCGGUGCACGUUGACAGCACCUGGUCUUGCCGGCAUACCUGGGAGAAGGAACUCCGGGAAGCUGAUGUCAACAGACAAGGCGCCAUUGCGGCAGCUCCUUGACGCCACAAUCUCGGCGUACAUCAACACCACGCACUCUCGACUGACGCACAUCAGUCCGCGGCACUACGGAGAGUUCAUAGAGUUCCUGAGCAAAGCAAGGGUAACUUUCCUGCUGGCACAGGACGGCCACAUUCAGUUCGCCCAGUUCAUAGACAACCUGAAACAGAUCUACAAGGGCAAGAAGAAACUCAUGAUGUUGGUCAGGGAGCGCUUCGGCUGACCUUACACCUCCCUCACAAGAACACAGUCCUUGGGAAGUAGUUAAAUGUAUUUGUUUCUAUUUAAGUUGGUUUUUUUUAGAUCUUUUUUUCACCUUUGUUGAGCCAUUUGUUGACUAAGUCAUAAUUUUUGUUUCUGUUUGGUUGAUUUGUUUCUUGAAUGUGAACCAGGAAGUGUUUGCAGUACACUGCUCGUCUUCAUCGAAACUGCAAAAGGUGUAAAUGGCUCGAAACAUCAAAGAAACAACAGCAAACAAACACGUUCCCCUCUAAUUAAUAUAU
Messenger RNA from Solea solea (common sole), 4015 nucleotides. RefSeq names its product zinc finger, SWIM-type containing 5 (gene zswim5). Bases 247 to 3735 code for a protein of 1162 amino acids. Gene Ontology annotation, cellular component: Cul2-RING ubiquitin ligase complex. The record is from RefSeq and is a predicted model, not a curated record. The transcript is spliced from 16 exons. NCBI's taxonomy places the organism in Eukaryota, Metazoa, Chordata, Actinopteri, Pleuronectiformes, Soleidae.